AUGACACCACUCAACCGCCGACCAAUGCAGCACAUCGACCGUCGCGAACUCUACACCAGCCUAGAAGCGCGAAUUCAAUACUUGCACUCAUUCCUCGACUUCAGCUCCCGCGACAUCGAAGCUCUCACAACAGGCGCCAAAUACAUCAAAGCGCUAAUCCCCGCCGUCGUCAACAUCGUCUAUAAGAAGUUGCUCCAAUACGACAUCACAGCCCGCGCCUUCGAAACACGAUCAACAUCCUACGAAGGCCCCGUAGACCCCAACCUAAGCGAAAACUCACCCCAAAUCUUAUACCGUAAGAUGUUCCUGCGGGGCUACCUCACAAAGUUAUGUAGCGACCCAUCCAAAAUGGAGUUUUGGGAGUAUUUGGAUAAAGUCGGUAUGAUGCACGUUGGACAAGGGAGGGCGCAUCCACUGCAUGUCGAAUACGUGCAUAUUGGUGUUACGCUCUCGUUUGUCCAGGAUAUCAUUACUGAGGCAGUGCUUUCACAUCCUAGACUCAAGAUGGAUAAGAAGAUUGCGUUAGUCAAGGCGCUGUCCAAGGUCAUCUGGAUACAAAACGACCUCUUUGCUAAAUGGUAUGUUCGUGAUGGCGACGAGUUUGCAGAAGGGCGAUUAGUGCCGGAAGUCGAGCCUGAAGGCUUCCUACAUGGCAAGCGUGUUUUGCACGAUGGCAGUGAGAGUGAAAGUGAGAUUGAAGAUGCGGCGUUGGCGGCGGGUACAUGUCCAUUCAAGAAUUUGGCAAUGGCGCCGGGUAGAAAUGGCGAGGUAGCGCUGAGGAGUGCGAUCAAGAGGAUGAGUCGUGGGGAAGUGGUCAGCGAUGGCGAUGUGGUGGGCGCCGCAGAUGCGCCGGCGUCGACAUCAUCGAGUGUGGGUGUUUUCGCUCACACUGCGAUUCCAGGGACCGUGGGCAGCAGUGCGUGA
This is a messenger RNA of Alternaria atra, 924 nucleotides long. RefSeq lists its product as uncharacterized. Bases 1 to 924 code for a protein of 307 amino acids. The transcript has 2 exons. The record is from RefSeq and is a predicted model, not a curated record. Lineage: Eukaryota; Fungi; Ascomycota; Dothideomycetes; Pleosporales; Pleosporaceae. Gene Ontology annotation, molecular function: oxygen binding; heme binding.